Penaeus indicus is the source of this 3127-nucleotide messenger RNA. RefSeq lists its product as uncharacterized. The transcript has 4 exons. Lineage: Eukaryota; Metazoa; Arthropoda; Malacostraca; Decapoda; Penaeidae. The record is from RefSeq and is a predicted model, not a curated record. The annotation marks the transcript as partial. Gene Ontology annotation, molecular function: transcription coactivator binding. Gene Ontology annotation, biological process: negative regulation of DNA-templated transcription.
AAAGCGAGGGCGGAGGGAAGGAACUGCCAACGCGAACGCACAGAGACCAAAGGACUAGGGAGCGCCUGGCCCUCGCUCGCCCCCCACACAGGACCACUCCCAGCCCCGAGCGCGGCUGCUCCAGCGACGACGAGAUCAACGUGGUGGACUCCCCGCCCCCCCCGCCCCACUACGCCGCAGCCUACUACCAGCACCUGGACGACGACGUCCCGCUCGACAUGACCACCAAGCGGCGCUCGCCUCCGCCCGCCCACUCGCCCCACCAUGCCCCCACCUCCAACUCCCCUUCACCCCCUCCUUACCACCCCCGCCCCACCUACCUCCCUGCCCCUGCCCGCGCCCGACCCACGGUCAUCACCUGCGUCCCUCCGCGGUAUAUCUCGGCCCACGACCUCCCCCCAGCCGAGCCCGCCCACCUGCAACACCACAGCCACAGGGACUUGCCGCCCGCGUACUCGGAGAGGCCGCUGCCGCCCCCAUACAGUGUGGCGACCGCCCACCUCAGCCAGCAGCGCGCCCUGAGUGCGCGAGAGGCCAGCCCUGCCCAUCCGCGCCCUCUGCCUCCGCCACGGCCCUCCAGUCCCGCCCACAGGGACGCCUCUCGCCCAGAAGAGCCGCCUGCCGUCCGAAGACAAGUCGUUCAAGCCGGCCCGGUGGACCCGGAGAUCGACGAGCACUUCCGACGCAGUCUUGGGAAGGACUACCAGCAACUGUUUGCGGCCACGCCCCCUACACCUGCGCCGUCUACAGAUUCAGUCGACGACCACUUCGCCAAGGCCUUGGGGGAGACGUGGGUGAAGCUGCAGGCGGAGCGGCGAGACUCGACGGCCAGCAGCAGCAGCAACAGCAGCAUCACUGGGAGCAGCAGCACCUCGUCCGUUGGCGUAGGCGGCGGCGGGGCGGCGGCGAGUAGUGUGAGCCCCGCGCGAGCGUCCCCGCCGCCCGUGCCGCGCCUUAUCUCAACGUGAGCAUCCUAUACGCGGCCGCAGCCUCCGAGGCGGCGACUUUCUACUUACUUUCUUGACUUUGGCUAGUUGGGUUUUCCUCCAUCUCUCCCCUGUCGCCGUGGAUGUGUCACGCCCGUCCUAAGGCCUCUCGGGAUCUGAGCGCGCCGCUGGAUGCAGGACGCCGUGGAUCCAUGCCGCCAGAACGUACUUAUGACGUCAAGAACCCCGCAUCAGACGUCGCUACACCAUUCUGUCGUAACGCGUUUCUCAUGGUACCGACCGCACGCCGUCGUAACGUACACCGUCGCUCAGUCUUCGAUCUCCACGCCACUGCAGUGCGUUCCCUUCGCCCUGUCGCCUCCUCCUACCUCACACAUGCGCUCCUCACCUGCCGCCCACUGACGCAUUGUUUCCCGCCCAUGAUGCGGGUCGGGCAGGGGAGUGUCAAGGACAGCGCGGCCGCCGCCUGCACCGACGCCGCUGGAGGGAUUCGGCGCAGCAGGGGCCUGGGACGAUGCAGGCAGCCCGGGGGAAGGGGAGCGUCAUUGGCGGAAGUCUGCACCAGGAGUCGGUGAACUGCAAUUCAAAGGGCCUCUGUGUCUCACCCUCACUGGGGAGCUCCGUUGCAGCCUCUCUGCUCUGAGAGUUACACAUUGAUACACUUUUGUUAUUAAUGUUUUAAGAAUCUCCAGUAAAGUUGCUGUUAGUCUAUAGUGAUGAAAUGUUGUGAGUUACUGCAUUUUGACAUUGAUUAUGUAUCUAUUGUAUAUAUAUGUAAACAUUUUGUACAUAUAUUAUGUAUAUAUUGCGGUGUAUAAAAUACCUGUGAUCAAAAUGCUAUUGUUGUUUGUUGAUAAUAUUUUGAUUAGGACAGAGCUGUUAUAGUUACUUUGGAUAGACGUUUUUAGUAGGUUUAUCGCUACAGUUUGGCCUGAGAAAGAGAAUUGUAUACAAUCGUCUGCAGCUUCAAGGGCAUUAAGCGAACGGUCUCUUCGCAUUACGAAGCCAACGCAAAAGAGGCUUUUGACAUAAUUGAUGGUGAUGUCACAAUUCAUUAUAUAGUGAGUUCUUGACUUUAUGAAAUGUUGGAACGUAAGAGGUACCUUCCAAAAAGUUCGAAAGAAUCUUAGACAUUUGUCAUACAGAAUUCAUGUUCUAAGCGGAAAAAAAUACAUUGUAACGGUAGUUAUUUGCAUUGUUUAUUCUCCUGAUUAGCCCUUUUUAGCAUAUGUAGCAAGUAUUAUUGCUAAAGGAUUAGCAGAUGAAUAUUGAUUGUCACUAAAGCUUUGUAUCCACAAUGACAAAUUUUGGUUAGAGUAGUCUUUCCAUCAUCAAUGAAUUGUUUGUCUUUGGAGAAUGAACAGAAUCAUCCCAAGAAGGAUUCAGGGAUUUUAGGCCCAACUGCAGUGUCACAUUUACUCGGCUCUUCGGCCAACUGCUCUCAGUUUAUAUAUAUAUAUAUGUAUAUGUAUAUAUAUGAUCUCAUUUCUUAUGUACUCUUAAGUGCUUUUAAUGAUUUAAUAUGUAUUUUAGAAGAGAAAGGCAGUUUUAUAAUAUCAAUCCAGUAACCUUUCAUUAAGUAUUUGUACUACAUACAACAACUUACGUAAUACGAUAACUAUUCCCAUAACGUACAGUAUUUUUCUUUCUUUCUGCAACACCUAUAGUAAUAAUAUAUAAAUUCUGUAUUUUUAUAUAAACCACCUGAAACUUGAAACUUAGUUUGAUGUUUUGAAGAUUAUUCUUAUUGCUUGAUGUUCUUGAAACGUUGAUACAAGAAAUCAGGAAUUUAAUCAUUAUUUUCGCCACCACCCUUUUCACCACCCAUGUGUCGUCAUAACAUCUUGAAUGAGUAUUAGUAGCAGUGUUGUUUUGAAUGAUUAUUUACGACAUAUGUUUGUACCAGUGCUAAAAGUGUGUGUGUGUGUGUGCGCGUGUGUGGGUGCUUGCGUUCGUGUGUGUGAGUGUGGGGUAGCGUUUACCCAAACUUAAAGUUUUAUAUGUAUUUAUUUUUACUGGGUUUCCAGAGAUCCCUUUAUUUAAAACUCAUUAAGCCUUUUUACACAAACGCAUAGAUCAAUAUUUUUUCUACACCAUGUCAUUAAAUGUUGUCAUACAGUAGGCUGUCAUUUGUUUCCAGUAUGUAUCGCUACUCCAUAAAUAAAUUAUUUACUUUUUAA